AUGAAGCUUGUCUGGUCUAUGAUACUAGCCGCCGUCGCCGUCGCCACUGCAAAUGCCAUCCCUGGUCCAGCAGGAACACGAGGAAUGGCAAGAACUUUUUGUGACUAUAAACGUCGUGAUAAAGUAGGUCAGAGGAACUGCCCGGACGACAGAUGCGGUGAUACCACGAUGUGUUUGACGGCUUGCGGACGCGCAGGAUCGAACGAUAGCGUGAAAGACUUCGUCUUGGCUACCGAUUGGGAUGGAGCUCUGCAAGCUUCAUGUUCUUGCAGAUGCUACUUUGUGGGUUAG
This is a messenger RNA of Plenodomus lingam JN3, 291 nucleotides long. Lineage: Eukaryota; Fungi; Ascomycota; Dothideomycetes; Pleosporales; Leptosphaeriaceae. The record is from RefSeq and is a predicted model, not a curated record.